AUGAAGCUACUAUGGCAUUACCAAAAGGUACACAUGAACAAGUAUCUGACUUCCUGGAGAGGAGUUGAUGAUCCACAACCAGGAGAUUCUGUUUUAAGAUUCAAAAAUGCAGAAUAUCCGGUUCUUACCACUUGGCGUAACGCCUUCCCUAUCUACAGGAGCGGUCCUUGGAACGGAACCAAGUUCAUCGGAGCUCCUCCCUUGUUUAGAUUAACUUGGAAGGCGCAGCAGGUCUCGUGUUUGUCAAUUACUACAGACAACAGAUCCUACACAAGAGUGCAAUUAUGCCAUGACGGAUCAGUGAGACGCUACGCCUGGAAUCAGACCAGAAAAAAGUGGGACCAGCCGUGGAGCUCAUUCCUUGAAGUCUGCGAUAUGUAUAACCAAUGUACUCCGAACGCUUAUUGUAGCCGUGGCGUUUCAUCUUUAGUGUGUGAAUGCAUCCCAGGUUUUGAGUACAGUGGCCUGAACGUGACAAGAAAAGAGUGUGUGCGGAAAAAGCGUGGGACCUGCAACGGAGACCAUUUCUCACUUCUUCCGAAAAUGAAUCUUCCCGACACCUACAAGGCCAAAUCUUACCCGUCCAUCACCAAGCCAGAACAAUGCGGUGAAAUUUGCCUUGGGGAUUGCAGCUGUACUGCGUAUUCUAUAAGCAGAAGCCUAGAAACUGGCAACCGGAGCUGUAUAACAUGGAGCGGAGAUUUGGUUGAUAUCCGCAGUUACUCCGAUGAGGGUCUAGACCUUUAUGUGCGAACGGCUGCAGGUCGUGGGAAAAAGAAAAGCGAAACAGGAUUGAUCGUAGGUACUUGUGUUUGCUUCUCGGUGGUUUUGGCUCUUUUUGCAUUAUUUUGCUACUGUAAGAGGAAAAAGAAGAGAGAAGAUAGGGAAAAAGAAAGAGCCACCACCGCUGCUGCAUCAAUUGAAAUAAUGACGCCAAGGGAAAGAGAAAACGCAAUAGAGGAUCAAAUAUCUGCCCCAAUGGAUUUUGCGAUGAUACUGAAUGCCACAGACAACUUCUCUCAAGAGAUCGGACAUGGUGGGUUUGGGUAUGUGUACAAGGGUGUGUUAGCCAGCGGCGAAGAAAUCGCUGUAAAGAAACUUUCAGAAAUCUCGAAACAAGGGUUGGAUGAGUUUCGUACCGAGGUGAGGUCUAUUUCACGCCUUAGACACCUUAACAUCGUCCGCCUGUAUGGUUGGAGCGUUUACAAGGAAGAGAAGCUAUUGAUAUACGAGUAUCUAGUCAACGGCAGCCUAGAACGUCAUCUAUUUGGUGGUGGUGAGCUAAAUUGGGAAACGAGAUUUCAUAUUAUCAAGGGUGUAGCUCAAGGCCUAGCAUACAUCGAAGAAGGGGGAUAUGAUCUGAUUCUACACCGGUACUUGAAACCUGAUAUUAUCUUACUUGACAGAGAUAUGACCCCGAAGAUAUCCGAUUUCGGGUUGGCCCGAAUGUGUGCAAGGAGCGAGAAGGAAGUUUUCACACAGCAUACGGCUGGAACGCAUGGCUACGUAUCGCUAGAAUCCCUGUUACAUGGCAUAUUCUCAUCUGCGUCUGACGUCUUCAGCUUUGGAGUUAUUGUUCUUGAAAUUGUUAACGGGAAAAGGAACAGAUCAUUCUCCUCUUCCAUUGGCUAUCUUCUCGGCUACGCGUGGAACAAAUACAAUGAAGGAAACUGGAGUGAAAUCAUCGAUGAGAAGAUCAGACAAGACUGUGUAGACUCUUGGCAAGUGUUGAGAUGCAUUGAAGUGGGACUCCUGUGUUCUCAAUAUUUUGCUAGGGACAGACCAAAAAUCUCCCUGGUCGUGGCUCAACUCCAACAGGAGACCAUUGAGAUUCAAAAGCCAAAACACCCUGGCUAUUAUCCAAUUGAUGAAGGCAAACGAGGGAUUCCUUCCUCUUCAAACGUGAAGGGAGAAUCUUCCACAUCUACUUCUAAUACAGUUAACGGCUACACGUUUUCAGAGAUUGAUGCUCGGUAA
Messenger RNA from Brassica oleracea var. oleracea, 1977 nucleotides. Its product is annotated as G-type lectin S-receptor-like serine/threonine-protein kinase SRK. Gene Ontology annotation, biological process: protein phosphorylation; recognition of pollen. The record is from RefSeq and is a predicted model, not a curated record. Lineage: Eukaryota; Viridiplantae; Streptophyta; Magnoliopsida; Brassicales; Brassicaceae. The transcript has 7 exons. The coding region runs from base 1 to 1977 and encodes 658 amino acids. Gene Ontology annotation, molecular function: protein kinase activity; ATP binding.